UGUCUUCGAGAAGGUUUCCAGACGAGGACAAGUAGAUCCACCAAAUCAAGGUAUGAAGCUGUGUGUGUUUCGAAAAAUUGUUCUUGGUUACUAAGAGCAAAAGCAAUUAAAAAUUCUGAUGGACUUUUCCAAGUGAAUAAAUUUGUUGAUGUACACACAUGUUCUUCAACAUUGUUGCAACCUAAUCAUCGACAAGCAAACAAAUAUGUUUUGGGUGAAUAUGUUGCUGAUGUUUUGGCUGAAGACUAUAGUAGAGUUUAUCGGGGAAAAGAAAUUGUUAAUGAUAUGAAUGCUCAAUUGAAUAUCAAUAUCUCAUACCAUCAGGCAUGGCGUGCGAAGCAAUAUGCAUUGUUGUCGUUAAGGGGUACGAAAGAGGAUUCUUUUACCAAACUUCCGGCGUAUUGUCACAACUUGGCCAAACAUAAUCCGGGUACUGUCACACAUAUUAAAACAGAUGCUGAUGAUCGCUUUGAGUUUUUGUACGUCGCACUCGGUUGCUCGGUACGAGCUUUUGUCAAUUUUUGUAAGCCGACCCUAGUAGUAGAUGGAGCUCACCUAAAGGGCGAGUUCAAAGGUACCAUGCUACUUGCAGUUACUAAGGACGGACAAAACCAAAUAUUACCGGUUGCAUAUGGUAUAUGCAAAAAUGAGUGUACCGAUUCUUGGACAUGGUUUUUUCAAAAACUACAUGAUUGCAUAGGAAAUAUGCAGGAGCUUACAAUUAUAUCUGAUAGGUCUCCAUCUAUAGCAACAUCCGUUGCCAACAUUUUUCCUCACGCUCAUCAUGGAAUAUGUGGUGUCCAUUUGUAUUUCAACAUAGUAUCUAGAUUCGGCAAGAGUAAGACGGUUAAAGGAAUUUUUUGGGAGGCGUGUAGGGCGUACACAGUUGAUGCUUUUGAUGCUGCCAUGGAUGUUAUGAAAAAGACAAAAGAACCAGUAUGGGAGUACUUAAAAAGUAUAAAUCCAGAAACCUGGUCAAGGGCACAUUUUAAAGGGAACCGAUACAAUCUUAUGUCGUCCAACAGUGCGGAGUCUAUAAAUGCAUUAUCUAGACACGCACGUAAGGUGCCAAUACUUAUGUUGAUUGAUUUUUUUCGUGCUACAAUGCAACAAUGGUGGUUUCAAAGACGUAACUUUGCAGGUAUUAAGUAAAUUUGUAAUAUUAAU
Lactuca sativa (garden lettuce) is the source of this 1167-nucleotide messenger RNA. RefSeq lists its product as uncharacterized. Lineage: Eukaryota; Viridiplantae; Streptophyta; Magnoliopsida; Asterales; Asteraceae. The record is from RefSeq and is a predicted model, not a curated record.